Molecule: messenger RNA, 1267 nt
Organism: Biomphalaria glabrata
Lineage: Eukaryota; Metazoa; Mollusca; Gastropoda; Planorbidae
Exons: 4
Coding region: 580-951 (123 amino acids)
Source: RefSeq, a predicted model, not a curated record
UCUAGAUAGAAACUAGGUCAUUGAAAGUGUUUACUAACUUAUUUAUUCAUAUUGUUGUGUGUGCCCCUGCACAACUUUCUAGUCCUAUAGAUCUAGAUUUAAUUCCUAGAUCACUUUCUUGGUCAAAGCCUUGAAACUAAGGGAAAUAAUUCUAACAACAUUUAUUUAUAGAAUGAAGUCUAUCUGAACCGUGAUGUCAAGAAAAAAAAGUAGGUCAGUUCAGGUACUCUUUUUGUCAAUAUGUCACAGGUAAUCUAGGGAUGGGACUCCAGGAUUUAUUUUCCAAAACGGCAAUUUAUACUUGGCCACAGAACCUUCAAUUACUGGUUUCGUUUUUUUUGCUUGUAUCAUCUCCAUUGACUGUGAGAUGUUUGGAGCAGUUCUAUGGUACAUGUGGCUCCACCUAUGACUUGAUGCAGACGAACACACAGUCUGCUAUACUAAAGGUGGACAUGCCAUCUGACAUGAAGAUGUAUCAGGACCCAACAAGAGAUAUCAAGUGUGAUAUUAUUUUGACCUUCACCCCUGGCAUGAACCUUCUGAUUGAUCUUUACCUUGUGGAUAUCAUCCCACUAUCCAAUGACUCAAUGCUCAACUGGACUGGAGAUAUUUGAUCAAACAGGAAGAAAAUAUUUUGGUAGCCGUAUAUGUAUGGAGGCCUGGGAAUGGGAAGAGAAACAUCAACAGGCAGCAUAUAAACCAUUGGUUGUUGAAAGCUUACCUCUCACUUUCCGUUUAGUUAGUGACGGACCCUACGAGGGUCAAGGUUUCAGGGUGCAUUUAAAUCAGUUUAGACCUUACUGGCCUUGCUAUACAAGAGAGUUCAGGUGUGAGCAGGUACAGCGAUGUGUACAUGAUGAUCUGACCUGUGAUGGCUGGGAUGACUUCUCAGAUGAGAGGGUGAAUGCCGGCUGUCACCUUUUGACUCCAUCAGAAAUAGUUAAUUUUUAAAAAUAUAAUAAACUAACAAUUAAAUUUGACCUGGAGUUAGGGCUAGUUCAUACAUUCUAUAUCUUGAACACACAUGUGUCAGCUGGUAUUCCUGCAUGUAUUCUUGAUUAAAGAAUUAAAUAAAUAAAUAAAUAGAACUGUUUUCUAAGUCUGGGUCUAUAGGCCCAUCAUUAGAAUUUUAUUUAGAAUAACCAGGAUUUUCUAGAGGGAAGGGACAUCAGGCUUUUAUUUUAAAAAAAAUAAAAAAAUCUAUCAUUCAUAAGUUAUUGAGAGCAAGCAAAUCCCCUAUAUGAAUAUUGGUAUAAAGGAGAAUUCU